This is a messenger RNA of Misgurnus anguillicaudatus (oriental weatherfish), 937 nucleotides long. Its product is annotated as protein C19orf12 homolog. The record is from RefSeq and is a predicted model, not a curated record. NCBI's taxonomy places the organism in Eukaryota, Metazoa, Chordata, Actinopteri, Cypriniformes, Cobitidae.
UUCCAGCUUCACACUUUACCACAGAAAGCAUGACACAGCGCUUGUUGGCGUGAUGUGUUGACUUUUAGUGGUUCGGUUGUUUUUUAUGUAACCAAAUUUUGACAUGUUUUAUGCCACAUUUUUAAUUGUCUGCUAUUGAUAGGAAAUCUCAACGUUUAAGAAUACACUUCAAAGAUGCCGCCACGCGUCGAUGACGUGAUGAAGCUCUGUUGCGAACUAUCCGCAAAUCAACAAGUAAAGACAACAGUGAAGCAGUCUGGGAAGGGGGCAGUGGCAGCUGGUGGUCUGGCUUUUGCAGGAGGAUUAUUAGGGGGUCCUCUAGGCAUUGCAGUGGGUGGUGCUGUUGGCGGCCUGCUUGGAUGUUGGAUGACCAGUGGACAAUUUAAACCUCUACCCCAGGUUAUCAUGGAACUGACACCAGACCAGCAGAAGAGACUUUAUGAGGAUAUUGCUGCCAUCCUAGACUCCAUAACAUGGACUGAUGUUGCACAGUUAACUGCCCUUGUAAUGGGAAAUGCCACACUACAGCAGCAGGUGACGGCAGCCCUUUUGGGCUAUAUUCAUAGGGAGCUUCAAGCUGAAGUGCACUAUGUAGACUGACAUUUUCUCACCAUCAUUUCAAUGCCAAUCAGGUGUCAUAAAGGUUAUGGGUUAGAUGCUUGAGUACUGUAGUUAGAAUUUGCUGAAAUGUUUGAUAUGGUACACUUGAAUCGGAUCAUCAAUGAUAUUUUUCCUAAUCUAAUGGUAUCAUGUUUGGUUUCAUUUUAGGACAUGUGUACUGUAGCCAUGGAUUUAAUUAUGCGAAUAGUUCAGAAAAUAUGUGAUUAUGCUUUUGUUCAGUGCUGACUUGAAUUUUAUCUGAUUAUGAAAUGAAAUAUAUUUUGUCUUCUGGAAGAACUGUUUCUAGAUGCAUGGCCAGUAAAAAGCCUCAAAAACA